Linum tenue is the source of this 1552-nucleotide messenger RNA. The record is from the annotation of a GenBank genome assembly. NCBI's taxonomy places the organism in Eukaryota, Viridiplantae, Streptophyta, Magnoliopsida, Malpighiales, Linaceae.
CGUCUCGACUCAUCUGGUUAGUAAAUAAAUGAGUUGGCUAAUAAAUUCUAUACCCUAAACCAAUACCAACUAGUUUUCUACAAACAGUCAAACACCAUUUGUCAAGUUAGCUAACAUAUCUUCUCCUCUCGCAACGCCCACCUCUCAUUCCUUGGCUCACCGAUCAGCCAAAUACUGAACACCAAUAUGGCCGACCAGAAUCAGCCGCCGUCACAGGAACCGGCAUCCACCGACGGCGGUUCGCCUCACGAAGCUCUGUUCCUUGUCCUGCCUUACCUCUCCGUGCUCGAGCUUCUCAACGUGGCCAGAGUUUGUACCUCCCUCCGCCGCGCCGUGGAGGAUGACGAUGACAUUCUGCCGUGGCUCAACUUAGUAGUGGAAAGACCCUUGAGCCGGCGACUCUCCGACCAGCGCCUCAUCGGGAUUUCGUCCAGAGGGAAAGGGAGAUUGAAGAGCUUGAUACUGGUGGAUUGCAUCAACGUUACUGACGACGGGCUUCAAUUGGUGGUCUCCAACAAUCCGCUCAUCGCUAAGCUUCAUGUGCCAGGAUGCAUCAGACUCACACCAGAUGGGAUCAUAAGAGCAGUGAAGACGUUAUCCGACGACAACAACGACUGCAGGUUGAAGAGUUUGUGCAUAAGCAACAUCCUCGGCAUCAACAAGCAACACUUCCACACUCUCUGCUCCUACCUCCAACGUGCUCACAAGCUAGGAGACACGGCAACAUCCAACAUUAUCGACGUGGAUAUCUGCCCUGUCUGCGACGAAGUGAGUCAGGUUUAUGCCUGCCCACAGUCAUCAGAAAGGGGGAAAUGCAACAGGAAAGGAUGCAAGCUGUGCAUUCCGAGGUGCGAGGAAUGCGGAAGAUGUGCUGAUUGUAAGGAGGAUGUUGAACUAGAAGAGGCUACCCUUUGUUCGGAAGUCCUGUGCUCCGAAUGCUGGCUUCACCUUCCGAAAUGCAACCACUGUAACCAGCCUUACUGCACAAAGCAUGCCUACCGGCGGCAACAGCCGCAGGGUGGCUCUGGUGGUGGCACCGGGUGGCUAUGCGAGGCUUGUCACGUGAAAGCUAAUGAGGUCUUGGAGCAUGGUGAUGAUGAUGAUUGAGUAGUUUUAUAUCUUGUGAAGAGCACCGUGCAAUCUCUCUUCAUCUAGUCAUAAACAGGAAAGGAAAAGUCUAUAUCUUGAAAGCUAAAAUUGUCACAACCUGUUUCAUUCGGAAUGUGGCACACAAACAGCUGGUCCAUGGCAAGGUGGAGAUGUAAAGCUAAAAUACAUGGAAAACAUACACAUGGUAUAUAUGGAGUCCAUCAUUCUAACAUGGUAUGAAGUAAUCCAUACAUCUAUGUAAGUCGAUGUAGUUUUCAAUAUUAGAAAUACCCAUGGCAGCAGGCAUGCAGAUUGAACUCAACUGAGAAGGAGAACUCUGGCAGGUCGCCUCUUGUUGCGUUUCAACAAAACGAAGUAGAUUGGAUCUUCAGAGCUAAGUUCAUACUGUCGUCCUGCGAUGUAGGCACAAGUAGCAACACUGGUGCAAUAGACAGGAAAGGAG